Messenger RNA from Vicia villosa (hairy vetch), 896 nucleotides. RefSeq lists its product as uncharacterized. Bases 1 to 708 code for a protein of 235 amino acids. Lineage: Eukaryota; Viridiplantae; Streptophyta; Magnoliopsida; Fabales; Fabaceae. The transcript has a single exon. The record is from RefSeq and is a predicted model, not a curated record.
AUGAGAAGCUUUCACAGAAACCGUUCUCUCGAAACCAUUCUCCACUUUCUUAAGGUUUUCGCCACUCUCUUGCUUUUUUACCAUUCCUCUUUCUUCCCCAUUCUCCUCCAAUCAUUUUCUCAUAUCUAUGAUCUUUCCAUCACCGUCUUCUCCAACUCUUUCUUCGCAUUUCUCAUCCUCAAUGCCAUCAUUCUCUUCCUCUAUAUACUCUCCAAUCAAAACGGCGACGUUUCCGACGAGGACACUUAUAACCAUAACCAUAACGAAAACGAAAACCAGUUUCUUCAAAUAACCGCAUCAGAGUUAGUUACUGAUCCGGUAGAGUCUUUGCCGGAGAAACAACAAGAUCAAGUAGUAGAGAUGGCUUCACCAGAGAACCAACGUGAUUUGUGUCCGGUUUUUAAGGAAACUGUCACGGCGGUUACUGAGACCAUGACCACGACAAUGACAUGUUGCACGACUGUGACAACGAGUGGAGAUGAUGAUGAUAAGGUUUCGAUUUCAGAGAAAAAAUGUUACCGGAGAGUUCAGUCGGAGUUUUAUGAACGGCGAGAGUUGAAGAAGGAACUUUGUUAUGUGGAAAAUAUGAGUAAAGAAGAGUUUAAUAGAACCGUAGAGGAAUUCAUAGCGAAACAUAAGAGGAUGCAAAGGGAGGAACAUGAACAACUACGGUCUCAAAAAACUGAGUAUUUGGCUUUGGUUCCAUAAUAGGAAAAUAGUUAUAAUAAUGAAAGGAAUCAUAGUCCAUUUUUUCAGUUGACUAUGUAAUUUUCUUGAUUGUAAUAUUUGAUCCCAGAUUUAGGGUUUAAUGGAAUAUAUCUUUACUUUUGAUAAAUGUGCAUGUUAUGUGAUUGUGUUGUUUCUAAAAUUUCUAUAAGCCUAUAAGGAUUAAAAAA